Ceratitis capitata (Mediterranean fruit fly) is the source of this 1532-nucleotide messenger RNA. RefSeq lists its product as uncharacterized. The record is from RefSeq and is a predicted model, not a curated record. Lineage: Eukaryota; Metazoa; Arthropoda; Insecta; Diptera; Tephritidae. The transcript has 4 exons. The coding region runs from base 140 to 1408 and encodes 422 amino acids.
GAUAUAAAUAGCCAUUCACGGGUAGCGAGCUACGGAGUUGUGCAGUUAUCAAAAAUAACUGUAAGCGAAAGAUAGUGCAAUUCUCUGAACGAGGUGCUCGGCAUUAGCAAAUGAAAGAUAGUGAAGAAUAUUACGCGAAAUGUCGAAGCAGGAAAGUGAAAAAUCGCCAAAAGUCGCGCUAGACAACAGAAAUCCCAAGUGGCUUAAGGCUGAACUAUUUGAAGGAUUACUCAAAGAGACCAUACCGAACUAUCGAAACGUCAAGCACUUUGAGGUGGAGCCAGGCUGCGCGGCCGGUGAAAAUUAUGCCACGAUAAUGCUGCGUGUAAAAAUAGAUGUGCAAUUAAAAGAUGGUGCAACAAAGUCGGUGUCCUACAUGAUGAAAGUGCCGCCAGGCAACGAGCAAUUUAAGGAAAUGAUGCGAAAACAUAAUAUUUUCGAUGUCGAAUAUAAGAUGUAUCACGAAAUCGUGCCCGAUUUCAACCAGCUGUAUCGGAAUGUCAAUGUAGACGUAAAGUUCUCGGCGAAAUGUUACGAUCUCAAGACACCUUCGGAAUUUGGCGUAAUAUUGUUGGAAGAUCUGCGUCCAUUUGGUUACAGAAACGCUGAUCGUUUGGAAGGUCUCGACUUGGUACAUACAAAGGCGGUGCUAGAACGUUUAGCGCAGUGGCAUGCGGCUUCGGCUACACGGGUCGAGAUUAAAGGCGCAUACUCACAAUUGCUUCAGGGAGGUUGGCAUAGUAAAUCACGACAAGAAGCCAUGAGAAAUUUCACCAUGAUAGUUAAGAAACCAUUUUUAGACUCCGUAAAAACAUUGGAGGGCAAUGAAGUUUAUAUUGAGAGCUUGACAAAAGCUGUUGAUAAUAUAACCGAUGAAUUAUUUCGCAUUGUGUCAUGUGAUGAGAAUGAGUUUAAAGUAUUGAACCAUGGUGAUUUUUGGUGCAACAAUGUCAUGUUCAAAUAUGACAGCGAAGGCAAAAUCGAAGACACGCUUCUCAUCGACUACCAAAUGUUAAACUAUGGCCCGCCUGCUAGGGACUUGCAUUACUUCUUAAUGUCAUCGACAAGCUAUGAGCUGAAAGUAAAUUGCUUUGACUAUUUCAUCGAAUUCUAUCAUGAGAAUUUAGUGAAGAAUUUGAAGCUCCUGAACUAUCCUAAAAAAUGUCCUACGUUGAAAGAACUACAUAUCUCAUUGAUAAAGAACUCCAUUCGUGGUGUAUUAGCUGCUGUAGGCGUUAUGGCGGCUGCUUUGUUGGAGUCCCAUGAUGAUGCAAGUCUCGAUGGAUUUUUUAGCCAAACAGAAGAUGCCGAACGCUUCAGACACAUUAUGUUCACAAAUCCCAGAUAUCGCAAACACUUGCAAAUGCUCCUGCCUUGGAUGUACAAUCGCGGUGCAUUCGAGGUGUGACUAAAUAAAUUACCCAUGGUAUAAUGAUUUAACGUUGGCUGGUCUGUUGAAUAACAAGUGUAAAAAAAAGCUGCAAACUGUGUGCAAAAUAACUAAAUAAAUACAAAAUUUACAAGAAAUUUAA